This is a messenger RNA of Suillus plorans, 912 nucleotides long. RefSeq lists its product as uncharacterized. The transcript is spliced from 6 exons. Bases 1 to 912 code for a protein of 303 amino acids. Lineage: Eukaryota; Fungi; Basidiomycota; Agaricomycetes; Boletales; Suillaceae. The record is from RefSeq and is a predicted model, not a curated record.
AUGAAGGACAAGAGAAUCGAGGAAGGGAGAAGGGAUGGUAUAGAUAUGAAGGAGAAAAGAGGAACUCGAGGAGACGAGACUUUGGGCACGCUGAAAGUGAGUACUCACAUUGAAGACUCUACCCCCAGCAACAACAACGACGUCAUACAUGUCACGUCGCCAGCGCCUAUCUUUGUGCGCCCAGCACUCGUACCACCACCAGCUUUCACGCCAAUGCCACCAUCCACGACACCAAUGCCACCAUCCACGAUGCCGAUGCCACCAUCCUCAACACCAACACCACCAUCCAUGACACCAACACCACCAUCCACGACACCAACACCACCAUCCCAUCUACGACGCCAACACCUACGCGACACACUGACUCGCCAGCAUCAAGCAUACACGCUCAGACCACACCAGCGAAUGCUGGCGUGGCUUGAAUGCACACGGAAGACACCAGGAUGGAGCCUGCGCCCAACGUUCGCAGAACGAUUUGUCGCCCAACGUUCGCAGUAUGAUGUGAGUGUGUUGGUCCCGCAUCGAGCUCGAGCCAAGCUGAUCCAAGUCGUUUCCCACCGUUCGCAGCUUGUUGUCAGUGUGUCAAUCCCGCUUCAAGCUCGAGCCAUGCUGAUCCAAGUCGUUCCCUGCCGUUCGCAAUGUCUCAGAAGCCAUGAACUAUCUCGCAGGGCUAUCAAGCUCGUGGUCGCUUCCUACAUUGCCUCACCAGUGAGUGGAGAAGUUCACAUCAAGAUUCAAGAGUAUAAUAAGGGAUUGACAUUCCUUGAACGCGCGGAUCGCAACACAUUGGAUAAAAUCAUCGAGCUGAUGCAAUUCUAUAGCAUCAGUGCAGAAAGAAUUUCUGAAUUUCGGGAACAGAUUCCAGCUGUAGAUUUGUUCUCGGAUGAACCAUGGGAAGUUGAGAAUGCGUAG